Molecule: messenger RNA, 2262 nt
Organism: Strongylus vulgaris
Lineage: Eukaryota; Metazoa; Nematoda; Chromadorea; Rhabditida; Strongylidae
Source: the annotation of a GenBank genome assembly
AUGCAGCGCACUAUUCCUGUUCUCCACCAUAUUUUGUCCAAGGCUGCAGUAGCAGCUAGACCAACAGUACUGUGGUGCUAUAAAAAAGAAUUAGGCUAUAGCUCUAACAAAAAGAAACGAAUACGACAGAUCCAUACGAAGUCGUCAGUUAGCACCAUCACGGAUUUUGAAGCCUUAACACCAAAUUUACUUGCUCGAACUGUUGAGACUAUCGAAGGUGGAGGUAUUAUUGUACUAUUAAUGAAAACUGUCAAUUCGCUACGACAGCUUUACACGAUAGCAAUGGAUGUACAUAAUCGUUAUCGAACGGAGUCUCACACACAGAUUGUGGCUCGGUUUAACGAACGCUUUAUACUUUCGCUUGCCAGCUGCAAGAAUAUCGUUGUAGUUGAUGACCAACUGCAUAUAUUGCCUAUUUCUGGUCACGGUGCUCUAUCCUCUUCUGAAGCCGAGCUGAAGGCUUUGAAAGAGGGAAUGAAAGACACAAAACCUAUUGGACCGCUGCUCAACAAGUGUCGAACUGCGUGUCAGGGUAAAGUGCUACUCAGGUUGCUUGACGUAAUUACCGAUAAAGUUAUGAAUGUGACCUGUUCAAUUACCGCUGCUAGAGGACGAGGAAAGUCCGCUUCUUUAGGUCUUGCCCUAGCCGGUGCAGUUGCAUUUGGGUACUCAAAUAUCUUUGUUACAUCGCCCUCACCUGAAAAUUUGAAGACUCUGUUUGAAUUUGUCGUUAAAGGCUUUGACACGAUGGGAUAUCAGGAACACAUUGAUUACGAGCUGAUACAAUCCACCAAUCCAGAGUUCCAAAAAGCGCUUGUUCGUGUUAAUGUUUUCAGAGAACAUCGCCAAACAAUACAGUAUAUUCAUCCAUCCGAUGCUGGGAAGUUGGGCCAAGCCGAGCUAGUUGUGGUGGAUGAGGCUGCUGCUAUACCACUUCCCUUAGUGAAGGAGCUGAUUUUUGGGCCAUACAUUGUGUUUUUGUCUUCAACAAUCAAUGGUUAUGAAGGGACAGGCCGGAGUUUGUCGUUAAAACUGCUCCAGCAGCUUCGUCAGCAAUCUGCUGGAAGCGCUAAAGGAGAAAAGUUAGCUGCAAGCAAAGGUAUCCUAAGACAUAUAUCACUUUGUCUUUUUUACCUUACCUCGAAAUCUGUGCCAAUUUUAGGUAGGAAAUUACAUGAGUUGACCAUGGAAGAAAGCAUAAGAUAUAAACCAGGCGAUGAGAUCGAGCAAUGGCUCAAUCGUGUACUAUGUUUGAAUGCCGCGAACAUCAAUACGAAGCUGUCAUGUGGGACCCCUCCUCCAAAUGAAUGCGAAUUGUACUUUGUGAACCGAGAUACGCUCUUCUCAUUUCACAAAGCAUCGGAGCAAUUUCUUCAGCAAAUUAUGGCGAUUUAUGUAUUAGCGCUGGCACAAGUUUGUUUGGAAGGUAAUCUUUCCGAGAAAACUGUGACAGAUGCUUUAGGCACUGGAAAACGUGCAGCUGGUGACUUACUUCCUUGGACAAUCUCGCAGCAGUUUAUGGACCACGAAUUUCCAACUUUAUGUGGCGGUAGAGUUGUUCGAAUAGCUGUCCACCCAGAUUUCCAGUCUAUGGGGUAUUACUUGGGUCAUGUACCUUCCAUUGAGGAAAAUGUCAAAGAAACUGUCAAGACAGUGAAGGAUGGAAGCACCGUAGCUUUGCUAGAAGAGCAGAUUGCUCCUCGUACUGAUCUCCCGCCAUUGUUAAUGCGGUUGAGUGAAAGAAAAGCUGAACGACUUGACUAUUUGGGAGUGUCGUUUGGUUUGACACUCGAUUUAUUGAAGUUUUGGAAGAAGAGUGGUUUUGUCCCUGUGUAUCUCCGUCAAACUCCUAGCCCUCUUACGGGAGAGUACACAUGUGCUAUGUUGAAAAAGCUUGAUGGUGAGUUUUGCUCUAUAACAACAUUAGAUGAAGCCGACUCGUCUCCAUCUUGGUUAGCUGCUUACUUCCGCGAGUUUCGCAAGCGGCUCCUCUCCCUUUUGUCUUUUGAAUUCAAGAAGUUGCCGAUUAAUCUUGGCCUUUCCUUGUUGCAAACUCGCAACAAGGAAGUUCUAGCAGCUUUGCAAAGUGAUCGGAAAGUUAUCACUCGUGAGCAGCUUUCAAUGUUCUUAACCAACGUUGAUCUUAAGCGUUUGUCGGAAUUUGCGCGCAAUCUGGUUGACCACCAGAUGAUAACAGAUCUGCUGCCAACUAUCUCACGGCUCUAUUUUGGAGAUAAUCUAAGGGAGAAUGUGAGUCGUUAG